Messenger RNA from Dendrobium catenatum, 1156 nucleotides. RefSeq lists its product as uncharacterized. The transcript has 4 exons. Lineage: Eukaryota; Viridiplantae; Streptophyta; Magnoliopsida; Asparagales; Orchidaceae. Bases 494 to 991 code for a protein of 165 amino acids. The record is from RefSeq and is a predicted model, not a curated record.
GCCUGUCUUACAAAAAUGAUGAUAUUGUUUGCUAUCUUGUCUCUUGCCGCUGAGCCUUUUAAGCGAACAAGGCAGCUCUAGGGAGUUGGUCCCUAUAUUCUUACCAAAUUUUAUUCCCCCACAACACACAAUUAAUAAACCACCAAACAUGACAUCCUCACGUCCUAAAGAAUCCUAAAUUACUAAACGCUCCCCUUCUCUCAAAUCCAUUCCAUUACAGAUUUGCUCUUGUAGACGGCUUCCUGGUGUCAUUAUGUUCUGAUAGAGGGGCGUUUUUACAGCAGAAAAAUAAUCGGUUGGUUCCCCAUACACCAAAAAGUUUAAAUUUUGCACUUUAGAAAAGAUAGAAGAGAAGAUCAUAAUAGUCUUACAGAGAAGUUGAGUUAGUUUAGAACUUAUACAAAGUUUCCUAUUGGUAGCUAGUAACAUGAUUACAAAUAUUUAACUACAAUAGCCUUCUGUGAUCAUUACAGAUCACUCUCGAUCUCCAUUAAUGGCUUCCUCUCUUCACUUCAAGCGUCAGUGCAUUGUCCUAGUCUUUCUCUUAUUUAGUAUCACUACUUGUUGCAAUUCAGAACAAGAUGCUGUGGACAUCGUCACCAAAGCUAUGGCAUGUUUCGACGAUCACUAUUUAUACAGCACUUGUCAGGAGUCCUACAGGCUCAAUGUACGAGGGUGCAUUGAAGUUCCACAAGAAGCCGUCGAUGAGUACUGCGAAGGUCCAUGCCUGCUAGAGACUAAGCUUGUGCUGCAAUGCUUACACAACAUCUUCAACAAUUUCAGGUUCUAUAAUGGCGCGACGCUGCUUCUUGUUCGGCAUGCGCUUGACCGGGGAUGCAGCCAUGGCGAAAAUAGAGGUGAUUUCAACCCACUGGAGAAUUUCGGGUACACUGGCUUCUAUGAUGGAGAUUACAAUGACUAUGAUCAUGGAAACAAGCUCAUUCUCUCCGUUUACUUACUGGUGAUAUUAACUUGUCUGGUUAUUUUUUAGUCACUAAAAAAAGUGGCAGAAAUAACUGGCUGCAGAGGUUACAAAUCAGAAAUAUAUGAACCAAAACUGCUAACUGUUCAUGUUUAUAAAGUGUGAAGAAGGUCUAUGGUUUGCAAACUGAUGCUAUGUUAUUAAUACAAUAAAGUCUUUUUUUUUUUAAAUCAA